Leptopilina boulardi is the source of this 2120-nucleotide messenger RNA. RefSeq names its product vacuolar protein sorting-associated protein 33B (gene Vps33B). NCBI's taxonomy places the organism in Eukaryota, Metazoa, Arthropoda, Insecta, Hymenoptera, Figitidae. Gene Ontology annotation, cellular component: lysosome; CORVET complex. The transcript is spliced from 7 exons. The coding region runs from base 274 to 1968 and encodes 564 amino acids. The record is from RefSeq and is a predicted model, not a curated record. Gene Ontology annotation, biological process: intracellular protein transport; vesicle-mediated transport.
CUAAUUCUAAUUGUUGCACAAUGUCAACAGUCAACAAAAAUAUGUAUUUUUUUAAUCUGUCAAUCACUUAAAAAAAUGUUUUUUAAUUUCCAACUCAAUGUAAUUUAUAUAUUUAUAUAUUAAAUAUAUUUUCUAAUUUUUUACCACGAUGACUUGUUAAGUAAUUAAGUUGUAAAACAACAAUUUCUAGUCUUAAUUAGCAAUUUAACAAACACGAGAAAUAUCGAGGUCCAUUAAAAUAACAAAUUUUGCAAGUAUAUUUCAAAAAUAAUAAUGGAUAUUACAUUAGAUGACAAAUUGGGAGCUUUUCAGCAAAUUAGUCAAAGGAAGCUAAUUGAAAUUUUAGAUGGCAUUGCUGGAAAAAAAGAUUUAAUAAUAGAACAAAAAUUAAUGAAAUUGCUAGACUGUUUUGUUGGAGUUACUGUUUUAAGGCGAUAUGGAGUUGAGAAAAUAUUUAAAAUGGAACAAGGUUUAAAACCUGCGAAUGCUCAACGUAUUUUUAUUUCGUCUUGUGAUUUAAUUGCAUGUAAAAGAGUUUUGGAUCAAAUUCAAGCUGAGCGUUCUAAUUCUCCUGGAUUAUCUCAUCAUGUUUUGGUUGUUCCUCUUGUUCCUCUAGCUCUUCGUUCACUUGUUGAAGAAGAAGGUCUCGCUGGAUUAAUCGAGUUACGUUCACUUUCUUGGGAAUUUAUUCUUUACGAUGGUAAUUUUCUUUCAAUGGAAAUUUCAUUUUUCAGUGAUCUUUAUUAUUAUAAAGACACUGGAUUACUUCCGGCUUUAGCACGAAAUUUGUGGUCUUUAAAAUUAAUUCUCGGUGCACCACGAUUGACACUUGCAUUUGGCAAACAUAGUCAACAGACAUUAAAAAUGAUAAAAUCAAUUGAAGAAUCAUUUGGUACACCAAGUAGUGAACAUGAAAUUGGUGCAUUAAUUCUCAUGGAUAGAUCAUUUGAUUUGGUAUCGACACUUCUUACGUCUGUCACUUAUUUAGGUCUUCUCAGUGAGGUUGUUGAUAUUAAUAUUGGAACUGCUUCUCUUGGUGGCACACAAACAAAACUCGAUCCAAAUAAAGAUCAAGUUUAUGGCGAAGUAAGAGAUAAACAUUUUAGCGAUGCUUUUCCCACGUUGCGAAAUAAGGCCAAGUUAUUGAAAAAUGAACAGGAAUCAACACAAGGAAUGAAACUGGCGGAAAUGAAGCAUUAUGUAGCGACGACUUUAAAAAAAACAACGGAAGUGAAACAACAACUUGAAUUUCAUAUUUCUGCCUGUGAGGCGGCAAUUGGUGUUUUAGGCUCAGAAUUUGAGAAUCUUCACUCGAUUGAAGAAUCUAUUUUAGAAUGUACAAGACGAAAAGAAUGUUUAGAAUAUAUUGAGCGAAAUAUAGACGAUAAUCCCCUACGAAGUCUUCGACUUUUGGCUUUACUUUCAAUAACUAGCGAUGGAGUGACACGCAGUGAAAUACAAACAAUUCAACAAGCACAUCUUCAUGCACACGGAUAUCAAAAUAUACCAUUGUUUCAUAAAUUAGAAAAAGUAAAUUUACUUAAAUAUCGAUCUGACAAUGUUCUCAAUAAAUUGCCAAAUUGGACAAGUAAAUGGAUGACGAAUGCAAAAAAAUUGAAAUUAAUUCCCAGUGCUUCAAAAAAUGUCGAUCUUAAAGGUCCCACUUGUCCGAGUUAUGUUUUCAGUGGUGUUUAUAUACCAGCAAUUGCGCAAAUAAUAAAUACAGUUGCCAAUCAAACCGAUCCAAAGAGUCUCGAGGAAUUAACGAAUUUAUCAGAGUGCAUUGUCACUGGAACACAUGGCGUAAUUACACCAAAAACAAUUGUUGUUUGUAUUAUAGGUGGUAUAACAUAUGCAGAAAUAUCCGCCUGUCGACUCAUUGAAAAAUCGGCUGGAAUUCGUCUUGUUUUAGUAUCUGAUAGCAGUAUAACAGGAAAUAAAUUAAUAGAAACUGUGCAAAAUUCUUAACGAUAAAAAAUUUAGAUAGAGAAAACUAUUUUUCUGUUUUAAAGAAAAAGAAUAUUUUAUUAUUAUUUAAGAUUGAAAAUAAAAUUGAAUUUAUAUAUUACAAUUUUCAUGUAAAUAAACUAUUCAAUAAAAUGUUUUUUUUUUAGUAAAAA